Lynx canadensis (Canada lynx) is the source of this 2722-nucleotide messenger RNA. RefSeq names its product spermatogenesis associated 46 (gene SPATA46). The record is from RefSeq and is a predicted model, not a curated record. The transcript has 3 exons. Bases 1 to 738 code for a protein of 245 amino acids. Lineage: Eukaryota; Metazoa; Chordata; Mammalia; Carnivora; Felidae. Gene Ontology annotation, biological process: fertilization. Gene Ontology annotation, cellular component: nuclear membrane.
AUGGAGAACUUCUCACUCCUCAGCAUUUCUGGACCUCGAAUCUCUUCCUCUGCCCUGAGCGCGUUUCCUGACAUUAUGUCCUCACAUGCCACCAGCUUGCCAGACAUCGCAAAGACCGCGUUACUCACGGAGGCGUCCAGCCCAGCUCAGGCCCUGUCACCCCAGUACUUCGGCAGCGCUCUCCGGCAUGGGGUGCAGAACACGGUUCUCUCUCCAGACUGCCUUUUGGGGGACCCCCAGACCAGGGAGCCCCGGCGGGGCUGCACUGUCUACCGGCCCUGGUUCUCCCCUUACAGCUACUUCGUCUGCACGGACCAAGAGAGCCACCUGGAGGCCUACAGCUUCCCAGAGGUGCAGCGGGACAAGGGCAGGGGGGACGGCUGCCUGCCCGAGGACCUGGCUGAGAGCAUCUGCUCGUCCUCUUCCUCCCAGGAGGACGCCUGCCCCCCGGAGGCCGCCAAGAAAUUUGGGCACGGCCUGGCCUCCACGGACGGCAUCACGUCCCAGGACAUCCUGAAGGCCGCCAGGUGGCACCCCGCUCAGCAGAGCGGCUACAAGUGCGCAGCCUGCUGCCGCAUGUACCCCACGCUGCACUCCCUCAAGAGCCACAUCAAGGGGGGCUUCCGGGAGGGCUUCAGCUGCAAGGUGUACUACCGCAAGCUCAAGACCCUCUGGGGCAAGGAGAAGGCGCAGCCGGGGGACAGGCUCUCCUCCGGCAGCUGCCAGGCCUUCAAGUAGGCCCGCGGGAUGGUGAGCGGACGCCUCGGUGAAGAGGCGACGGAGCCUGUUUCCGCCUCCGGAGAGAUGUCAAUAAACCGACACUGGCCACGGCCUUCUGUCAAGUCUGAGGUCGCCUGGUCCGCCUGCUCUCCUUCCCAGGGGUCCCAUCCCAUUUCCCUGUGGCUAACGGUUGCUUAGCAACACCAGGCCCACCUCUCCACCCCUCGCCACCCCCCUCCCCCGCCCCUCUCCUCCUCAAGGUUGGGAAGAGCCUCUACAGGGUGCUUUUCAAAGUGAGGUGCCCAGAUCCGCAGUGUCAGCAUCCCCAGGGAAUUUGCUAGAAAUGAAAUCUCAGGCCCGUCUCAGAUGCACACAAUCAGAAACUCCGGGGGUAGGCCAGCCAUCUGUGCUCUGACCAGCCCUCCAGGUGACUCCAGUGGAGCUCAGGUAUGAGAACACUGCCCUCAGAUCCUGGCCCCCUUGCUGGUCCCCCGUGGCCAGUCAGUCCCUGCCCCACCCCCCAAGAGGGGAGAGAGUUGCCCACCCUUUCCUGUUGGCACAGGGAAGCUUCCCCGGAAGGACUUCCGCACAGUCUGAAAGCUUCUCAGGCGUUCGAGCUCCUGAGGGGUAGAACCGGGGGGACACAGGCCCCCCUGCGUACGGACAGGUCAGGGUAGAGGCUCUCCCCUUGCCCUUCCGGUGAUCAUGGAGGAAGUUUUCCCGAAGCCUCACCUUCUGGUUCAGGAGAGCUGUCUCUGCUUAACCCUGUCCUGCGAAAAUAUCAUUUGUGGUUCUUUUGAGAGAGGCUGGGCUCAAAUCCCAUCAUGUCCCACACCAUGAGAGCAUUCCCCACCCACUCUCCCCCGCCCCCCUUCUCUACCAACCCAGCCAGAGUCUAAGAGUGUACUUGAACUGUGGACUCCAGGGUCCCAGCCUGUCCACUCUGGGGUGGGUGGUCUCUUUAGGCAGCCCUAACAUCACUCCCUGGACCCCCUAGGGGAGAGACCAAAGGAGCCCUCACUCUGACUUCCUGUUUCCUUAAAGGGAAAGGCCACCCAAGCCCUUGAAGAUGCCCCUGACAUGCUUCACUGCGCAUGUGUGUCCCCUCGACGGGGCUCUUGAGGGAGUAAGGGAGGGGCCCACACGGGGGCCUUGUGGCCUUACCUUGGUCUGUGGGAGAGUCAGGAGAGGAAUCAGCUUUUGUCUGGCUGCACACCCUCUGCCCAACCCGCACUCCCUCCACCAGGGCACCCAUAUCACAGGCACAGGGGAUCGAGCUAGGGCCAUGGCACAUGCUACCCAUCACCUUGGGAGGUGCUUGAGUGUAAAGACAGGUGCUCUCUGCCUUUCACGUUUAAUAGCAUCGUUGCCGCCCCCCCACUGCCCUGCUCUCUCAAGGCGGAGGUCUGAGUAACGCUUCAGCACACAGAAAACACAACCCAGCACACAACUGCAUGACCAAUGGUAACAGGUACAACCUCCCCUCCCCCAGCCGAUCAGAAGGUAAGCGCUAGGGGUGCCUUGAGCCCCUGCCAGGCGCUCCGCCUUUAAAAUGCAACCUCAUUUACUCUUCGUUAUCGCUUUACUUGGCAGGUUCUAUCCCCAUUUUACAGAUGAGAAAACGAGGCUGCGUUCCAUUCGCUCAGUCAGGAAGGGGCUAAAGGGCGUGAGAAGCUGGCGGAUCGGACUCUCAGCUUUCCCACAGAGCUGGGCCUUACGAAGUACCAGGUUCAACAAACCCUCUGCCUUCCAAAGGGCUCAGAGCUCUGGCCAACAUAACUGGUUUCCAGGACGGUGGCUUCUAGUUCUCGGACGCUCUUCCCUGGCUAGCAUUGCGCCUCCCUUUCGUUUCUAUGCCUGGCAGGAAAGCCAAGAGCCCACGAGCCAGGGAGGGCUCUCCCACUGAGCUGUGCUGCAGUGACAUCACGAUAUUUGCAGGUAGGUGUGCGAAGGGGCCAGCUUUGACUCCAGUCAGAAUCCCAUGCAUAUUUCAGAUGUGUAG